ACCAUGAGCAAGUCGACAGGCUGCUGCCAGGACUUUCUACAUUAUGUCUUUGACUAUGAAACACCAAAAACUCUGGUUAUUCCCAGCAUACGUGUAGGAUUUGUCUUCAGGUUCACACAGUUCUUGGUGGUGCUGUAUGUGGUCGGGUAUGUGUGUGUGGUGCAGAAAGCCUACCAGGAGACAGACUCUGUCAGUAGUUCUGUCACCACAAAGGUGAAAGGCUUUGCUUACACCAACAUAUCUGAUAUGGAGCCUCGUUUCUGGGAUGUGGCUGAUUACAUUAUCCCCCCUCAGGGAGAUAAUUCCUUCUUUGUGUUGACAAACAUAAUAAUGACCCCCGGGCAAACGCAGUCACGAUGUGCUGAGCUUCCAAACCCUUCAACUAUCUGUGCAGAUGACUGUGACUGCAUCGAGGGAUACAAUGAUCCUCGAGGCAAUGGCAUUCGGACAGGGCUGUGCGAAAACUAUUCCUCUACUGUCAAGACCUGUGAAGUCCUCUCAUGGUGUCCUCUUGAAAUAGACACUAACCUACCUAAGCGUGCACUCCUGGCUGCAGCUGAAAACUUCACUGUGUUGAUCAAAAACAGCGUUACAUACCCAAAGUUCAACUUUCACAUGAGAAACAUACUUCCCCACAUUAACUCUUCGUACUUGAAGACAUGUGAGUUCAGUCGUGAAACAGACCCUGACUGCCCCAUAUUCCGCCUCAGGCACAUUCUUGCAGAGGCCGGAGAGGAUUUUCAGGACAUGGCUGUAAAGGGGGGUGUCUUUGGUAUUAUUAUUGACUGGAGCUGUGACCUGGACUGGUGGGCAGGGAAAUGUUACCCCAAAUACACCUUCCGCAGGCUGGACAACAAAAACCCAGUUAAUAAUGUAGCCCCUGGGUAUAACUUCAGAUAUGCAAAGUACUACAAAUCACCAAAUGGAGAAGAAACCAGAACAUUAAUCAAAGCCUAUGGGAUCCGUUUUGACGUCAUUGUAUUUGGAACUGCAGGAAAAUUUGGAAUUGUACCAACAAUAGUGAACUUGGGUGCAGCUCUUUCUUUUCUGAGUUUGGUUCCCAUUGUUGCAGACUGGUUUAUGUUAACCUGCAUGAAGAAAAGACACCUUUACAGCAAACAGAAAGUAACGUAUCUGGUUGAAGAACCUGAAACUGAAUCAACUUCAAUAGGUACAAUGUAUGGAACCCAGUAACGGACUGGAGUCAACAUGAGACGAAGUUAUCUACGUAGAAUUUCAACACUGUCCUAGUUAGACUCUUGUAAUCCUUAAAUAAAACUGUUAAUGUGUGUAAAUGGAAG
Cyprinodon variegatus (sheepshead minnow) is the source of this 1301-nucleotide messenger RNA. It is a transcript of the gene p2rx4b, whose product is annotated as P2X purinoceptor 4-like. The record is from RefSeq and is a predicted model, not a curated record. The transcript is spliced from 12 exons. Gene Ontology annotation, molecular function: purinergic nucleotide receptor activity; ATP binding; extracellularly ATP-gated monoatomic cation channel activity. Bases 4 to 1194 code for a protein of 396 amino acids. Gene Ontology annotation, biological process: response to ATP; monoatomic cation transmembrane transport. Gene Ontology annotation, cellular component: nuclear inner membrane; plasma membrane. NCBI's taxonomy places the organism in Eukaryota, Metazoa, Chordata, Actinopteri, Cyprinodontiformes, Cyprinodontidae.